This is a messenger RNA of Medicago truncatula (barrel medic), 1644 nucleotides long. RefSeq names its product UDP-rhamnose/UDP-galactose transporter 6. The transcript is spliced from 6 exons. NCBI's taxonomy places the organism in Eukaryota, Viridiplantae, Streptophyta, Magnoliopsida, Fabales, Fabaceae. The record is from RefSeq and is a predicted model, not a curated record. Bases 350 to 1357 code for a protein of 335 amino acids.
GGCAUUGAAGUUGACUAGUAAUAUUCUUUUAAGAGAUACCGUUUACUCACAAUUUUCUUGUUCUGUUUUCCCCGCAACUCACAUUUCUUCGAUCUCUGAAUCUGGACGUUACUCAACGCAAAGCACCCUUUAAAUUCAACUUCAAAACCCCCCCGCAACUCAACCAACUCAAACUCUAACCAAAAUUUUUUCAUUUUUCACUUCUCUCUCUAACCAAAACGACGUCGCGUUCUUCUAAACGCCGCGUCGUUUAGUUCCUUCACACAUCACAGGUAAAGCCGUGCGCUUUUGAACUUGUGGUGCAGACCAGUGAAAAAUCAAGUUUGAAUAUUGGAAGCUCUAGUUCAAUAUGUCAUCUGCAAGCAAGGGUGAUAGGAAGGCUUCCCUUGAUGCAGCAUCAUGGUUGUUUAACGUCGUUACGUCUGUGGGAAUAAUCCUUGUGAACAAAGCCCUGAUGGCCACAUAUGGUUUUAGUUUCGCCACAACUUUAACUGGAAUGCAUUUUGCCACAACAACCUUGUUGACGGUCGUUCUUAAAUCGCUGGGAUAUAUCCAGACCUCUCACCUUCCUAAAUCUGAUAUCAUCAAAUUUGUCUUAUUUGCAAAUUGCUCCAUUGUUGGCAUGAAUGUGAGUUUAAUGUGGAACUCUGUCGGUUUCUAUCAGAUUGCUAAGCUGACUAUGAUCCCAGUAUCUUGUCUCCUAGAAGUUGUAUUGGACAAUGUGCGAUAUUCCAGGGAUACUAAGCUUAGUAUUAUCCUGGUUUUGGCUGGUGUUGCGGUCUGUACAGUCACUGAUGUCAGUGUCAACACAAAGGGUUUCAUAGCUGCUGUCAUAGCAGUUUGUAGCACAGCACUGCAGCAGUAUUAUGUGCAUUUUCUUCAGAGGAAAUAUUCUAUUGGAUCAUUUAACUUGUUGGGCCACACUGCACCAGCACAGGCAGCAAGUUUACUGCUAGUAGGCCCCUUUAUGGACUAUUGGCUGACAAACAAACGAGUUGAUGCAUAUGACUAUGGCUUGACAUCCACUUUGUUCAUCAUUCUGUCUUGCACUAUCGCAGUAGGAACAAAUCUCAGCCAGUUCAUCUGCAUUGGUAGGUUUACGGCCGUAUCAUUCCAAGUCCUUGGCCAUAUGAAGACUAUUCUGGUCCUAUUCAUGGGGUUCAUUUUCUUUGGAAAAGAGGGCCUCAAUCUACAUGUUGUUCUAGGCAUGGCAAUCGCAAUUGCGGGAAUGAUUUGGUAUGGCAAUGCUUCUUCUAAGCCAGGGGGUAAGGAGCGCCGUAGCUUUUCCCUUCCUACCAGUAAAACACAAGAUUAUGCUGCGGUGCCUGUGUCCUCUGAAUCAGUUGAGAAGGUAUAAAAAUAGGCUUACAAGAAAGGAAGUGAUUAAACUUUUGGUGAAGUGCAUAGGAAAAUCAUGCGCCCUUUAGGCGAGCUGAUUCAUUUUCUUUUAUACCUUGAGGGAAUUCCCAAUUAUUUAUAGAUCAUGUUGACAUAUCUCUGCCUUUUGUGUUAAGGAAUUGUUUGAGAGGGAGAGAGGAGGACAACUCUUAUUUUGGAAGAGGGAUCUACAUUAUGUUCCAAAUUUUUUAUAAUAGAUGUUACUGUUACUUUUUAUAGUAAAAAUUUAUUCCAUUUUUGUCUUCA